Messenger RNA from Musa acuminata subsp. malaccensis (wild Malaysian banana), 1971 nucleotides. RefSeq lists its product as uncharacterized. NCBI's taxonomy places the organism in Eukaryota, Viridiplantae, Streptophyta, Magnoliopsida, Zingiberales, Musaceae. The record is from RefSeq and is a predicted model, not a curated record.
CAAUUCCCAUCUCCAACCAACUCGCCAUCUUUCUUCUCCUUCUCCUCUUCCCCCCUUUGGCUUCGCUUGAUCGUGAACAGGGAAGAAGCGAUCUCCUCUUCCUCUUCCUCAGUAAGAUGGGUCUCCCCACGCUUUCAGACUCCGUGGCCUCCCCGAACCUCCAGAUCUGGAACAACGCCGCCUUCGACGAUGGCUCUGCGUCGAAGGCGACGUCGUCCCAUCCUCCUCCUGUCCGAUCGGUCUCCACCAAUCCCUGCGGAUCAUCGCUCGACCUCGAUCCCUCCAAGGAGAACCGGAGCCCGGACUCCGCCAAGCCUCUCGCGGCGCACAAGAAGCCGGCGGCGAGAGUGGCAUUCAGGGAGGACGACAAGAGCAUCGACGAAGAGAUCGAGAAGAUCGAGGGGGAGAUCGCGGGGCUGCAGUCGAGGCUGGAGGCGCUUCGUGUCAAGAAGGCGGAGAAUAGCUCGACGGCGGCCGAGGCCGUCGGGCGGAUGCGCGGGAGGAUCGUGCCCGCUAAGUUCAUGGACCUGAAACAGGGAACUCCGCCCAUGCCCGCGUCGAAGAGAAUGGAGCCGUCUCCGGUGGCGAGCGCCGGGCUUCGUCGCAGAGGGUUGAGCCUGGGACCGUUGGAGAUCCUGGCCACCCCCGCGAAGUCUCUCGACCCGAAACGGACCGCGGCGAAGAAUCUCUGGCCCUCGGCCUUGAAGAAGAAGACCCAAGAGUCUCCGGCGCCAAGUGCGAAGGUCGAUCGUCGAGGCCUCAGUCUCGGACCAUUGGAGAUCCACGAGAGUUUCACACUGGAUCAACCGCAUAAGGCUAGUGGAACCCCUCUUAGAUCGGUUCAGAGUUGCAAGAAGCCGAGCUCUCAGAAGCUCCAAGACAGCAAAGAAGUGAAAGGGGCGACAAAAGAAAGGGGGAAGAGCUUGACCCCUAAACCUCGGCCACCGGCCACAGCAGCCAAAAAGACGGCAUCCGAUGCGAAGAAGGCGGCAGGGACUCCAGCCACCGUCAGGCUCCGGCAGAGGAGUGUCAGUCUUGGGCCUGCCGAGAUAGCCAGCAACGCCCGCUCUUGUAGGCCGAACAAUCCCCACCAAGACGGGGAGAAAACCACGAAGACGGAUAAGCUACCGAGACACGGUUCGAGCAUGAGCCCUAAAUCUCGACAGCCAUCAACCACGGCAGCUAAGAAGCCAGCAAAGGAGGACCAGACUUUGGGCGGUGUGAGACCCAAAGCGCUCUUCCAGGAGAACAGCAGCACAAGUUCUUGUAAAAGGCCAUCAAAGACUGCUAAAGUGAGAGUUGUCCCCAGCCGUUAUAGUUUGGCGAGCACUCGGACCGUCGGUGAUGAGCCCGGAUGCAAGCGCCGCAAGUGGUCAUUGCCUGAAUUAGGCAAGGAGAAGACUAGAGGUCCGCGGAGAAGAUCGUCUGGGCCUGCACUGGACUGUAAGAGAAGCCAAGGAUCAGAUCUAUCAGAGGAUCAAGUGAUGAUGGAUUCAAAGAUCCCGGAUAAUUUGGAUGCAGAGGUGAGCUGCCCAUCAUUGGUUCAAGAAUCCCCUCCAUCCGUCAUGAAGAUCGCUGAGACACUACCAAAGAUCAAAACUUUGAGAUGCAACACCGAGAGCCCUCGUGAUUCUGGAUGCGUAAAGAGAGCCGUUGAACUGGUUGGGAGGAAGUCAUAUUUUGCUGUGGCAGAGGGCGAGGAACUGAGUUCGCCUUGCGAGGCACUGAACUUUCACGAGCAUAUGUAGUGCAGGUACGAUCAUCAUCUUUCGGCUUGUAAAAGAUAUAAUCGGUAAGUCCUUUCGGAAUAAGUCUUAGUCUUCCUCUCUGCUGACGGUUUCAGCUUGUAAAAGAUCAUUUUCAAGCUGUCAUUUGUCUGUUCACGCCCUAAGACACAAGUCAUAUAUGAAUUGUAGUGUCUGCCACUUCAUGUAUAUCAAAGUAUAGUUUCGGGAACUUGCAUUUUGUGAA